Messenger RNA from Oncorhynchus masou masou (cherry salmon), 10650 nucleotides. RefSeq names its product protein PRRC2C-like. Lineage: Eukaryota; Metazoa; Chordata; Actinopteri; Salmoniformes; Salmonidae. The record is from RefSeq and is a predicted model, not a curated record. Gene Ontology annotation, biological process: cell differentiation.
CGUGAUGACGUCAGACACCCGUGGACUGGCGGUCUGCCAUCUUUGAUUGUGAGACAGGCCGCGGCGCAAGCAGCACUCAACGAGAGCAGCACUGUCUCACACGAGAUAACGGGUGGGCAAAAAAAGACAAGAAACACAAAUCGUGACCCUCUUAACGUCCAAAUAACGGUGGAGACCCCGGGAAAGAAGAAAGGGCACCGUGUUGGCACAGAAUAGAUUUGAGGCCCGUGCAAGUCGAGAGGAAAUGGUUGGAUGCUAGCUACUGUACCACGCUAGUUACCUAACUAGCUAUCGUUAGCAAGCUAGCCAGUUUUUGUAAUCCGCCGGCCACACACUCGGCUUGGAUACUACAAAAUAAGCCGGACCCAGACGACAUACUAGAAGAAGAGAGACCGGCGGUGACAGGAGGCUGGUUCUGGGGGUGAGACCAGAGGACCAGACUCAAUGAGUUUCCAGCGAAAUGUCAGAGAAGUCAGGGCAGAGCACCAAGGCAAAGGAUGGCAAGACCAAGUAUGCAACCCUUAGCCUCUUCAACACCUACAAGGGCAAGUCUCUGGAGACCCAGAAAACUGCAGUGGCUGCCAGACAUGGGCUCCAGAGUUUGGGUAAGGUUGCUGUCAGUCGGCGCAUGCCUCCCCCUGCCAACCUGCCCAGCCUGAAGGCAGAGAACAAGGGCAACGACCCCAACGUUAACAUCGUCCCCAAGGACGGCAGCGGCUGGGCCUCCAGACCUGAGGGAGGAGACGAGAGGCAGUCCAAUACCCCCCCACCCCAGCCUAACCCAGGGCCCCCCCAACCCCCAGAGGUCUCGUCCUCUAUAGGGUGCAGCAGAUCCUGGGCCAACAGCAAGCCACCGCCACAGCUAGAUGGAGGAGCCCCUCGUGUGAGCAGCCAGUUCCACCAGGAGUUCCCCAGUUUGCAGGCGGCCGGAGAGUCGGAGAAAGGGGAGGGGCAGGAGGAGGAGCCUUAUGGACCUGGACCCAGCCUCCGACCUCAGAAUGUUGGUAGUUGGCGCGAGGGCGGUGGAAAGAAUCUGACCACCUCAGCUAGCCCUUCUGAGAUGGAGAGCUGUGGGCCAGAGGAGGGAGGGGCAGCUCUCAGCACCCCCUCACCCCCUGGGGAGGUGGAGGAGAGGGGCAGGGUGCCCCCUAAUGAGAAGAAAGAGGUCAGGGAGAGGCUGCCCCUGUCUGCCAAGCCUGCACCCCUCUCCUCUCAGCCCAAGCUACAACCCCCCUCUGUUCCAGCCCUGCCUAAACUCAAUGGUGGCCAGCAGGCCCCUGCCGGUGUGCCUCCCCAGUUCCACGCCCAGUUCAGGGGCAUGAUGCCACCCUAUAUGUUCAAUGCAUAUCCCAGGAUGCCCUUUGUUCCAGUGCCAGUGAACAUCAGAUACCCUGUUCCACAGGAUGGAGCCAGGAGGGUCCGUCCCCAGCACGGGCCCCCCCAGGCCUGGAUCAAGGACCCAGAUAGACCCUCUAUCAUCAGCGCCACAGAGCUCAAAGAGCUUGACAACCUGGACACAGAGGCUGAUGAGGGCUGGGCUGGAGCUCAGAUGGAGGUCGACUACACAGAGAAACUCAACUUCAGUGAUGAUGAGGAGAACCAUGCCGCCAAAGAGAAAGGAGAAAACUGGGAGUGGAUUGGUAAAGUGGAACGGAUGAGGGCACAGCGCCCGUCAGACGGCCAGGAGGGCAGCAAAGGCUCAUGGGUAGAUGGAAGGGACCCCAGGGUGCUUUCCCUCGGCAGUAAGGGGGUGUACAAGACCGGCACGCCACAGGACCACCAGGGUCAGCUAGGUGGGCGCUUGGUGGGCAGCGGAGCCCCUCGCGUGGCCAAACCCCCCACCAUUGCUCCCCCUGCUGGUGAGGAGGAGUGCGAGGCCUGGCGCCAGAAACACAAGAAGCAGGACCUGUCGGAAGCGGUAGAAAGAGCCAGGCGGAGGAGAGAAGAGGAGGAGAGGAGGAUGGAAGAACAGAGACUCACCGCUUGCGCAGAGAAACUCAAACGCCUCAACGAGAAACUCCACCCGGCAACAGAUGCCAAGCACGGCCCUGCCGCCGAGACGACCAAUGAAGAGACUGGAGCUGUGUGUGAAGACACACCUCCUUUGUCUGUUCUUCCCCCUGUCUCCAACCCUGCACCAUCGCAGCCUGCCCCUUCCUCUCAGCCCACGAACAUAUCAGCCCCUCUCCAAGACCGUGAGAGUGUGGUGGAGAGGGAAAGGAUUGAGAGAGAGAGCGUGGAGAGGGAAAGGAUUGAGAGAGAGUGUGUGGAGAGAGUAGAGCCUAGUGCGAAGGAAGAGAGUCCGUUUGUGCCUCGCCAGCCCAGCCCUCCAGUCCAGAGAUCAUUGUCCAUACCCCCAGAGCCUCGGCUCGGAGAGGGUCCCCUGCACUUGGUGGGCCCCCUGAGUGAGGUGAGCCCUCUGGUGGAGGAAAGCCAGACUGAGAGACUGACGCCCAUGCCUAUCAGAGACUACUUCAGCACCGAUGAGAGCAGAGUGGAGGAACCUGUGCCGCUCACUCUGCCCCUUAUGGACCCCCUCAGUGGAGAGGACGCCCCUGUGGCCCCCCUGGACAUUGAGGGAGAGGUGGGGGCUGCCAUGCGCCCCUCUCUCACCUCUGGAUACUCAAAACAGUUCCAGAAGUCUCUGCCCCCGCGCUUCCUCAGGCAGCAGGAGCAGAUGAAGCAGCAGUGGCAGCAGCAGCAGCAGCAGCAGGGGGGUGGUGGUGUGGCUGUGUCCCCAUCAGGAGGAGGUGCGGGAUGUGUUGCUGCCUCCCAGCAGCAGCACCGCUCCCUGUACCAGCCCGUCGGCCCCCCUCACCACCAGCAUCAGCAGCACCUGGCUAACAUGGGCUUUGACCCCCGCUGGCUCAUGAUGCAGUCAUACAUGGACCCCCGCAUUAUGUCUGGAAGACCACCGCUCGACAUGCCAAACAUACACCCUGGACCUGGGCGGAUUCCUCCUAAGCAGAUAGUUCGUAGAGAGCCAGGGGACAGCUCCAGUUCUGACUCCUUCGACCACCUGACCAGGCCCAUACGGGACCACAGUCUCCCUUCUGAACCGCGCAUAGUAUGGGGAUCUGACCCAUACCCCCAAUCUGAACCCCUUCCCUCUGUCACACCCCCUAAAGGACGGGAGGACGAGGACAGUAGACUGGACUCUGGGUUGGAGAUGGAAAGGGGUCUCCCAGCCAUGUACCCCAGCCAGGAUCACAAUCCCCUGGAACCCUGUGGCAAAUCAGACCUUUUCAGAGACCCCACAAAGUCCCUGUCAGGGUUCGGCCCAGGUCCAGAGGAGGCUCCAGAACCCCUGCAGACAGAAAUAGGGCCUGGUGGGUCUCCCUUUGAGCCAGUGGAGCCUAGCCUGCCCACUGCAGAGGUGGAGUCUCUGGGACAGGCCAUGCUACAAAGAACCAUCUCCCAGGGCUCCAGCUACUCCCUCAAACUGGAUGAGCCCAGGUUCGACAGCCUCCACCUGGGAACAAAGACACUUGAGCUCCAGGAUCCGGAAGAGAGGCCAGGCGGGGAAGAUAUAAAGGCCAGUAAAGAGCCUUUCUCCCAGGCUGCUGUGACCGGGGACACCCCUCCAGCUGACGGCCUCCACAAGCUCGAGAAGCCGGCCCCCAGCAAGCAGAAGGCUGAGCUGCGCUGGGGAGGGAGGUCUGGGGCCGGCCGGAGGGAUGGCCCAGGGGGAGAGAGGCCGGUACGCAGGUCUGGACCCAUUAAGAAACCUGUACUCAGAGACAUGAAGGAAGAGCGAGAGCAGCGGGAGGAGAGAGAGCGACACCGUGAGAGAGGAGAAAAGGGGGAGAGACCCAAGAAGGAGGAGCGAGGAGGAGUUAAAGCUGCCUCCGCUGCUGCUGCGGUGUCUGAGGGCCCCAGGGACCGAACCCACGGAGAGAAGGACAGACCCCACGGAGAGAAGGACAGGGAUGGGAAGAGUGAGGCCCCUGAGACAGAGGGGCCUGGGAAGGGCCUCCAGAGAUCCAGAGAUAUACAUGCCCCGAUACCAGCCUCCCAGGACGACAAGACAGACCAACUACCAACCAAUGACAUAAACCCUGAACCUAAAUUACCCUCUACGAAGGAGCCCAACCUGCCCCCACGGAUCUACCGCCGUGAGGAGAGGGAAAGAGACCGGGAGAGAGAGAUGGAAAGGGACAGAGAGCGAGACUGGCCGGCUGAUGGUUUCAGAGGCCGAGGCAGAGGGGAGUACUACUCUCGAGGACGGAGUUUCCGGGGAACUUAUAUUGGUCGAAGUAGAGGUGGCCGGGGUCGUAGUCGAUGGGAGUACCCUUAUCAGGAGCCGCGCUCGCGCUCAGACUUUCCUGCCGUCAGUGGCGCUGCUGCCUUCCGCUGCCGUGAAGAGAGCGAGACGCGCAGCGAGAGCUCAGACUUUGAAGUGAUGCCUAAACGCAGACGGCGUCGUGGUUCCGAUACCGACACAGAGAGCGAAGGAGGACGGGAGUCCGCUAGCGACACUGGGGCUUCAGACCGUGAGCCCAGUGCCAAACCACCCCGACCGCUCCGCAGGGAAAUACCAGGAGAGCCCCGCUCCGGACCACACAAACCUGGCUUCGGACCCCAUCACCUGGGGGAGAAAGGAGGGCCCAGGGGAGGAGAUGAGGGAAGGCCCAAGCCAGGCUUCCUUCCCAGAGGAGAUCCUUCACGGCGUGGGAGAGGGGGACUGUACAGCAGGCGAGGGGGAGCCAGGGAGAGAGGAGGUCCUAGGUCAGCUCCUCUCAGACGCCCAGGAACUAGAGAGUCGUCCUCCCAGUGGCCCUCUAAACCCAUGGAGACCUUCCGCCCUGAGGACACAGAACCCUCGUCAUCACGCUAUGACAACUGGGACCACCACUCUGACCGACGGCCCGUUCGAGGGGACAGAGACCGACAGUUCGAGGGGAAGAAGUUUGGAGGGGGACCCCAGAGUAGCAGAGACAGAGAGAGGCCCCGUCGCCCUCGGCCAGCCCGUCCCCCCAGACAGGACAAACCCCCCCGCUUCCGGAAGCUGAAGGAGAGAGAGGCUGCGGUCUUAGCUGGAGGAGACACAGGACCUGGACCCACCUCCACUGCCCCCGUCCCAGCCUUAGUGCCUGGCCCUGUCUCACUGUCCCCUACUCUCUCAAGAGCUCCAGGGGCCCCCUUCACCCUGCCUGUAGAUAAGGAUCCCAAAGCCGCUGACCUAACCUCUGACCCAGCCCUGCCUGACACCACCCCUCCCACCACCUCUGCCGUGGGCACCAAGUCACCUGACCUGUCCACGCAGAACUCUUCUGACCAGGCCAACGAGGAGUGGGAGACGGCGUCGGAGAGUAGCGACUUUAACGAGCGUAGAGAACGGGAGGAGAGGAGGGGAGCGCGGGAAGCUGCUAGCGGCACUGCCCAGCCCUCGACACCAGCCCCCCUACCCCCUCAGGGCUCAGCUCCCCUCAGCAGGACUCCCACCGAGGGAGGGGUGACACCCAAACGCGAGGCAGCCGGGCCCGCCGGGGGUAGGAGGAGUUUCUCCAGUCAGCGUCCGGUGGAGAGGCAGAACCGCUGGGGGAACAGCGGACCAAAACCAGGCCGCGGCUACGCAGGGGGGAAGGGAGAGAGGCGAGGAGGGGGCAAGGCUGGACGCAGAGGAGCGGCCCCUAACCCAGACUCCGCCCCGUGUGGGGGAGGGGUGCGUACUGGGGGUAAAGACCCUGCUGGACGCAGGAAGGACGAGACCAAACAGAAACCCAAGGAGAAGGAGAACGCUCUGUUGCAGUUUGACCUAAACAACUAUGCCAGUGUAGUGAUCAUAGAUGACCAUCCAGAGGUGACAACCUUAGAGGACCCCCAGUCUAACACUACGGAUGACGGCUUCACUGAGGUGGUCUCACGCAAACAACAGAAACGACUACAGGACGAGGAGAGGAGGAAGAAAGAGGAGCAGACGACACAGCACUAUGGAAAGAAAGGAUCAGGGGAAAAGGGGAGAGGAGGAAGCAAGCUGCCACCAAGAUUCGCCAAAAAACAGCAGCAGCAUCAACUACAAGCAUCACAACCACAGCAAGCCUCACAGCCGCAGCCUCAACAGCCCUCACCUCCCCCUCAACAACCCCAACCCCUCCUAUCUGCCUCCCAGCUCCCUUCCCCCUCCCAGCCUGCUGCCUCUCCCCAGACUCUGGAAGGCUCUGUGGCCACCCUACCCCCCGCCACUACCCCCACCACUGUGGACUUCACCUCCAAGACUCCCCUUCCCCCUGUGGCGCUGCUCACGCAGACCCACAGCACUCUCGGUACGGAACUCUGGGAGAACAAGGUGGCCGGAUCCACCAUACUCCCUGACGUCAAGAAACUUGGACCCAUCAGCCCUCCUCAGCCUCCUUCAGUCAGUGCCUGGAACAAACCUCUCACCUCCUUCACUGGGACUGUCACUCCUGAGGGUGUGAAGCCUGGCUCAGAAGGCAGUGUGGAUCUAGGGAUGGACAGUAUCCAGUUUGGAGCCCCGUCCUCAGCUGGCAGUACAGACAGCGAUGGUGUUCCAGCCAUGCUAGAGCCUGGACCUGACAACAAACUACCUGCUCCUAAAGAACAGAGACAGAAACAGCCCCGUGCUGGACCUAUCAAAACACAGAAGCUCCCUGACAUGGAGCCAGUUGAGCCAAAGGAGUACAAGCCUGGCCCUAUUGGUAAAGAACGCUCCCUGCGUAACCGCAAGGCUAAGGACGUCCGUGUGGGGGAAGAAUGUCUUGAUGGGGGGAUAGUACCAGGUGGAGGGACCAACAGAGCAGUAGAUUCCAGCCCCCCCAACACAGACGCCUCUGUUCCUGAGCUAGGGGGCGAUAUCGAGGGGAUGAUCACCAUACCCUCGGCGGAGUACGCCAGCAGCUCCAAGGAGUCAGUGACCGACUACACCACCCCCUCUUCCUCUCUGGCGGACAGCGUUCCUACUGGAGGGGGUAAGAUGGAGGAGAGCCUGGUGGCCAACGUGGCCCUGCCUCACCCUCUCCCUCGUAGAGAGGCCUUACAGCAGAGCUCCAGCCUCAGUACUGUCUCUCCUGCUUCUGUUGACCUCACACUGAAGAUGGAGUCAGCCCGUAAAGCGUGGGAGAACUCCCCCAGCCUGGUAGAAAAGAGUUCUCCUGUCACCUCCUCUUCUCCUAUCACCUCCUCCUCCUCCUACUCCUCCUUCUCCUCUGCCUCCAUGCCUCAGAUACCAGUAGCCUCCGUCACACCAAGCACUUCUCUGACAGGUGCUGGGACAUACACCACGUCCGCUCUGAGCACUAAGACCACCACGGCCUCUGACCCCCCCAACAUCUGCAAGGUGAAACCCCAGCAGCUGCAGACUGGAUCCAUGGGUGGGACCAGCUUCUCCCAGCUGGGCUGUGUGGCCCCCCUGCUUCCCCAGCAGCAACAGACUCCACAGGUCUACGUCUCCCAGUCUGCAGCAGGCUCUGCAGCCCAGAUUCCAGCGUUCUACAUGGACACCAGUCACCUGUUCAGCAACCCCCACUCCCGCCUGGCACCUCCCCCUCUGACACAGCACCAGCAGCAGGGCUACCAGCCUAGACUCUCACAGCAGGCGGCAGUGCAGCAGAUUCCUAUCCCAAUCUAUGCUCCCCUACAGGGGCAGCACCAACACACACACACACACUCUCACCAGGCCCAGCUAAGCCUCAGCACCGGACCUCCCGUCUCCCAGCCACAGGACCUCUUCAGCUCCUCACUGCAGCCUUAUAGAUCACAGCAGGCCUUUAUGCAGAGCAGUCUGUCCCAGCCCAGUCCCAUGAUGUUAUCAGGGCCAUCUCUCCACAGCUACCCUGGUGUUGGGGGCCAUGACCUGGGCAAGCCCCAGUCCAGCCUGGCCUACCAGCAGCCCUCCAACACACACACACAGCACAUCCCCAUCCUGUUUGAACCACAGCUCAACCAGCCCUCUGGCAUGGGAGGAUCCCAGCUGAUAGAUACACACCUACUGCAGGUAUGGAAUAAGCGUCAGGGGAUGAGUCCGCAUUCUAACCUGUACUCAGGACAGGUGCAACAACACGGACAGAGCAGUUACUAUAGUAACACACAGUCUCCAAGCUCUGCCAUGCAGCAGGUGCAAGUCCCUAUGCCAGGCUCUCAGCUCGGUCUUCCUAACUAUGGUUCCGUGGGCAGCCAGCCCCUCCUGGCUCUGCCCCCCACCCCUCCCCAGGCGCAGCCCCCUAGCCUCAGCCGCCAGCCCCCAGUCUCCCAGCCCUAUAGGGGACCCUUCGGACACACACACAGCGUGAUGCACCCCCCCUCCAGCAAGAUGUGUGAGAUGGACCUGAAGCUGUUUGGCAGUGGGAUGGACAUGAAGCCUGGGCCAACUCCUCACAGCGCUAGGAGCACUACCCCCACAUCUAGUCCUUACAGGGCCAGCUCUACUUCUCCCAGCAGCCAGUCCAGUAAGAUGAACAGCAUGCUGUACCAGAAACAGUUCCAGCCCAGCUCUGCUGCCAUGAGGAUCACACAGCACUUCCCUGGACAGUUCAACCCACAGAUUCUGUCCCAGCCCAACCUGGUCUCUCCUCUGGUGCGCCCUCCCUCCCACACCCAGCAUGCUAACUCAUUUUGUGGAGGGAUGCAGCGUUCGCCUAUGGGCCCACCCCCCAUGUCUCCCUCUCUGGGAGGGGGUUUGAUGCCUCACCCCCGGCCACCACCGCAGCAGCAGCAGUUCCCCCAGAUGCACCCGUCCCACCCCCCUAGAGGGCCUCUUCCCCCCCUCGCACCUAGAGGCCCUACAGGUCCCCGAGGCAACCAGGCAGAGCAGGACCUCAAGGCGAAGCAGCGAGCCGAGGUGCUCCAAUCAACUCAUAAGUUCUUCUCGGAGCAGCUCAAGGCUCCGUCAGUCUCCAAACCCUCUCGUCUCGACCAGGGGGGUGGCAAACCCCCUCUCGACAUCCUGCCCCCCAACCACCAGACGGUGGGAGUUGUGGAACGCCCUGAGCCCGACAAACCCUCCCUGUCAGCGGGCAAACCCAUCCGCACCGGCCCCAUCAAGCCCCAGGCCAUCAAACAAGAGGAGGGGAAGUAGAGCCUCACACAUCUCCACAGAUGGAUGGAUAGGAGAGAGAUGAUCCAGCUGCUCCACAUAUUCAUGCAAUCACUCGCUCACACAUCACCCUCUGGUGUUAGAGGCGGAGAAAGAGAGGAGAGGUGGGGAUGUAUUAGUCAAUAGCCCCUGAGGGGGCUACUGUGUGUGUGCGCUCCAACCUCAUCUCUCUCUCCCCUUCUCCUCUCUUGUCCUCCACUAUUGGGGGUCUGUGUGUGAUUUCUUUUUUUAAAGCCCCGCCUCUUGUAAUUUGGGUGGGGCGGAAGACGGCAAGCUGUACUUCAAAUGUCUACUUGGAUGGUAAAAAAAGAUUGAAUGGAGAAAAAAGAUUUGCCAGUUUGCCAUUUUUAUAGCCCUAUGAUUUCUGUUCCUUUCUUUUUCACAAUAGAAUCCCGUUAUUAGGAGGACAGGGCUGUUCUUUUUCAUAAUAGAAUCCCGUUAUUAGGAGGACAGGGCUAUUCUUUUUGUUAACAGGAGAAUCAAGCAAUCUUGUUUUUGUAGUUGGAUGAAACAAUCUUAGUUAAAGAUGUAUUUUAGUGAAGCACAGACACGUUCUAUUCCUCUGCCAGUCUUCCAUCCAUCAUUGCUAACACACAGCUGUGUGAGUGUAUACAAGCUUGUACGAUCACCACACACACAAACUCCCUCUAGCGCUCAACGCUUUCACCAAUAUUCACUAAAGAGUGAAACUAUGAAAUGAGGGUUUGUCUGGAAAGGAAGUGUAAGAUGCAGCAGUUGAUUGAUUUAAUUGAUUAGUCUGCCUUUUCUCUUGCUCGCAUCUCUUUGAGCGGAAUGAUAAAGGUGGUGUUUGUGUGUGUUUGCGUGGGGCACAUGGGAGGCCACUGCCCGGUUUUCUCCUGUAUCUUUAGCCAAAGGUUAAGCGUACAAAGAUGAUUUCACAGAGCCUUGAGAAUCCCUGUUGCUAUGGCAGCAGAGUGGAAGGGGAUUUAUUAUGGGCUGUCUGUAAAUGGACAGACAGACCCUGAAUUCAGUCUGGGAGCUUUCCUCCUCCCCCUUGAGAGAGGAGGAUAGAAUACCUCUUCACCACUGCUCACACACUCACUCACUUGCCUGUAGGGCACCCAACCCUGCUGCUACUAACAGAAAGGGAGAGUGAGUACGAGUUCAAAACUGUAGAAACAAAACAGUUCAGUGUGGCUUUCUGUUAACCCUCACCAAGAGGGAAAGGGAGACGGAAGGGGGAGAAAUAAAACAAAAUUAGAAAUAGCUUUGUGUUUGACUGCAGACUGCAGUUCUGCUGCAUUUCAGGGCAGAAGGACAGGUGUUAGUGUUGAGAGAUUAUUCCUGUCUCAUCUCACUUCCACUCACUCAAACCUACACCACUCUCAUCGCUGGUUUACCAUGGUGACAAGGGUCCUUCAGAAAUGUACAGUAGUGUGCUCCACUAGUGGGGAGGGGUAUACCCCUAACCAGAACACAGGAUGAGGAACCUUGUGUAGGAGGACAGAGUGGGGGGUAACUGGUUUGUUUUUUCUUUUACUUGUACAGGGGGUACAUCGCUGUAUUAAAAUAUGUACGGUCUUACAUUCUUGGUUUUAGUUAAGAAACUAAUAAAAUAAUAUGCUGUUUAAAAAGUG